AUGGCGUGGAUCGAGCCCCGGUCGCGUCCAGACGCAGAGCGGGAACAACAACUGACACCUUACAAUCUCAGGACACAAAUAUCCACACCAGCGUCUUCAUCAACCAUUCCUCAAGUCCAGCCUUCAAUUUUAACACCCGUCCUCAUCCUCCUGCUCACUGCCUUUGCAGACCUCUGUAUAGCUGGUCCACCCCAGCCAGCCCGCCCCCCUCUCCUGUCUGGACAGCCUUUCAUCAUCUUUUGGGGCAUCCCCAACUCGGCCUGCUCCAGUAGGACAGAUCCCAGAUCUUUUGGGAUGGAGCAGGAGGGCCGGGUGGCUCUCUUUUACGAGGACACGCUGGGGAACUACCCGUAUUUUGUAGACAAAGACACUCCGAUUAAUGGGGGUCUACCACAGCACACACGACUUGAUAACCACCUCCAGAAGGCACAGCAGGACUUGGAAGCAGCUUUACCUGCACCGAGGUAUCUUGGGCUGGGGGUGCUGCGCUGGGCAGAGUGGUCCCCCCAGUGGUUCAGGAACAGAGAGAAGCAAAUUAUGUAUCUGGAAGCAUCGAGGAACCUGCUGAAGAAUUUCUUCCCUAACUGGAGCCCAGAGGAGGUGGAGAAGUGGUCUCAGGUGGACUUUGAGGCAGCCGCGCAGGCGGUAAUGAUGGAGACGUUACGGGAGGCCAAAAGAUUACGGCCCAAAGCAUUAUGGGGUGUCUCCCCUUAUCCCAGCUGCUACAACGGCGACCCUGCCCAAACCAUGUUAGCCAAUUACACCGGCCAGUGCCCUGCUGCAGAGAUGGCCCUUAACGACGAGCUUCUGUGGCUCUGGAAACGAAGCUCCGCCCUCUACCCGCUCCUCACUCUGGAGAAGCUGCAGGGCGGGACUUCAGGAGCCAGACUUUAUUUAUCCAGUCAAAUAAGAGAAGCACUGCGAGUAUCAUCUCUGACUGGGAUGACGUUUGAUCUUCCUGUAUUCCCACUGGUCAAGAGCGUCUACACCUCAACUAAUACCUUCCUCUCACAGACAGACCUGGUCAACACCAUAGGAGAAAGUGCUGCAUUGGGAACAGCUGGAGUUGUCAUCUGGGAGAGAAAUGAGACUAAAACAGAGAGAGAGUGCCAGGACCUGGCAGAGUUUGUCCGCAAGGUCCUGGGACCAUAUUCCAUCAACGUAACCACGGCAACUCGACUCUGCUCAGCUUCUCUGUGCCAGGGAAAGGGCCGAUGUGUGCGUCAAAAACCAGAAAGCUCCGCCUACCUCCACCUCCAGCCCCCGACUGAAGUAGUUGAAAAGGUGACGGAAAAGGCAGAAGCAGCAAAAGCCACAGAUCAGCCGGACACAGACACUAAACCAGCUGAACCAGCUGAACCAGACCCAGCUGAGAUAUGGAAGAACGAUUUCCAGUGCCAGUGGUACAAGAUCGCAGACGGAGACGUCUCCGACCGACUGCCCCCCAAAGACGGAACAUCUUUUGGGGGAACAGUAGAAGUAAACACAGGAGACGUUGUGGGAACUACAACUGCAUCUACAAUAGCUUCUAUAACGAAAGGUGCCUCUGCGACUGAGCUAAGAAGAAGCAGUUCAGUGGAUACUGUGAGUCCAUCGCCUUCACUGGAGGUACCUACAGGCCGUGGUACGAAUCCCCCGAGUGCCCCACACCUGACUGUUCUGCUGCUGCUGGUGAUUGGACGUCUGUGCCUAGAACCUUAA
Paralichthys olivaceus (Japanese flounder) is the source of this 1701-nucleotide messenger RNA. RefSeq names its product hyaluronidase-1. Gene Ontology annotation, cellular component: acrosomal vesicle. The record is from RefSeq and is a predicted model, not a curated record. Gene Ontology annotation, molecular function: hyalurononglucosaminidase activity. Gene Ontology annotation, biological process: carbohydrate metabolic process; hyaluronan catabolic process. NCBI's taxonomy places the organism in Eukaryota, Metazoa, Chordata, Actinopteri, Pleuronectiformes, Paralichthyidae.